AUGGUUUUUAAGCAGAGUGCCAAGGAGGAGAACAUGAGUACGCUGGUUACUUGGAGGCAUCCUGAUUUGAGGUUUGUGCCGGGGGUGCGGGCGGUGGUGGAGGAGGAGAGUGAGGAGGAGAGUGAGGAGGAGAGUGAGGAGGAGAGUGGUGAGGAGGGGAGUGAGAGUGGGAGUGAGGAGGGACAGGAGGAGGAGGAGGAGAGUGAGGAGGGGGAAGGAGGUGAUGAUGACAACGAGCUGCCAGGAGCAAUGCUGGACCCCCUGAUGGGCAUAUUGACACGCACCCCUCAGCAGGCUGUCGUCAAGUACGCCAAGCCCUUCCCCUUUGAGAAGCUCCCCGGGUUCAUCCAGUUUGACAUCUUCAAGAAAGUCCUCUUCAAAGACGGUCAGCUGAUCCACUGCGUCUCCCGACUGGACGCCUUCCACCCCCCUUCCACCUUCCCCCCCGAGGAAGAGCUGGAGCGACGGUCUGGACUGCGGCACUUCUUCUUCUGGGGUCCGAAAAAAGACUGCUGUGUCAACACCGACGGCCACGAACCCGCCGAGGUGCUCGCUUUACUCCAAGGCUCCAAACGGUUCCUCUUUCUGGGCACGCACGUCUUCUACGGGCUCAACACCUUUGCCUUUUCAUCCCUGGGCGAGUUUCAUCGCUUCUGUCAGGGGAGCGGGGUUGCGAGGGUGGAGAGGAUUCAGCAUGUUGAGAUUGUCUGGACGGGCAACCAGCACCUCACGGCACCGACAUACAGGCGGGUGGCGGCGAAUGGCGAGGAGGUUGGCGCGCCCAUGGUGCCGUUCUCGCGGAGGACUCACGCGUUGAGCUGGCUGGUUGAUAUGAAGAGGUUGAAGACGCUGGUGGUGCAUAUCAAUGAGUCGCAGAAGAGUUGUAUGCGGAGGGGGACGGAGCACCCGGCUAUGAAGAGGCUGCUGGGGAACAAGACCAAGGGGCAGCCUAAUUACAGGAUGAAUAGGGCUUUGAGGACGGUUCAAGGGGUGGAUUAUAUUUACCAGCUCAGGGGGAUGGAACGGGUGAAGUGGUAUGAUUUGAACAAGGCGGUCCGCUCGGGUGGUGGGGUGAGGCACGAGGUGGAGGAUUGGAGUUUUGAGAGGGAUAUUGAGACUGUGGUCGCCAUGCCCAAGGUGCCAAUUAGGGCCGAGGGGAGUCGGUUAGAGAAGCUGAGGAGGCUGGUUGGAAGGGGUUCGUUUGGGGAUGAUGAGGAGGAUGGCGAUAGGGGUGAUGGUGGUGGAGGAGGAGGGAAUGGUGGUGGGAGUGAUGGCGGUGGUGGCGGAGCUAAUGCGAGCCAGGGCCAGUGGAAGCCACCCGAGAAAGACUGGGAGCUCGUGAGGGAUACCUACAGUCUGGAGAACGGCCGCUGCUCGUACGAUGAGCUCAGAGAGGGAGGAAGUAGGGAGUAUGAUGCCGAUGUGGCCAGCUUCGCGCUGGGAAGCAGCAGGGGUGGAGGAAGAAGAAGAGGAGGUGGAAUGGCUAGAGGGAGGCGUUCAGGGAGCGUUGCAACGCACACAACCACUACAGGCUACACAUCGAACCUAUCCACCAGGAUCUCAAACCUGUCAUCCAGGCUCUCACAACUCCACUCCAACUCUUCAAACCUUGCUCGCCCUCCCUCGAUUGCCCACUCCAGGGCCAGCUCGCCGCUCUUUGUAGGCAGCUCAGAUGACGACAGCGAGCUGGUCAUCCUAGACUCGGGGCCCAUGUCCUUCAACAGAACCACCGAAGCCGCCGACGGAGAGCGCUUACGAGCCAUGCUAGACGAUCUCCCCCCCACCAACCCCUCUGCUCAAGGUAGCAUGCAAACCCCUCAUUCAACAGCCCCAAGACGCUCCACCACCACUUCCUCCCUCUUCGUCAGCGGCUACAACACCCCUCUUAUCAAAAACUCCAGCACACCAACUCCUCAAGCUCCCCCAAGAACCCCCUCAAUGUCAGCCUUGCCCCCUGGCAUCGCCCAACCCCCCAGCGGCGGGCUCUUCGUCACCCCUCGCCCCUCCGCUCCCACUCCUCCCCGCCUGGCACCAUCAACACCCUCCAUACAGCGGGAGUCAUCCACCCCCGUCCUCAUAAUCCACCCCUCUAGGUCAGGGGAGCAGAUCGAUCUCACCCAUGAUGACGACGCGUCCGAAAUCGUGGAUUUGACCGAGCAAAACGACGAGGACACCGACGAUGACAAGGACAGUGUCAUCUCCAGCGAUAGUGACGACGAUUCCGACAACGAGGAGGAGGACACACCCGAUGCGAACCUGCUCAGAACACCACCUCCUAGCUCACGCAAGAAGCGGGGGCUCGAUGAUCCAGGGGGGGGGAGUUCAUGUAAUUAG
This is a messenger RNA of Podospora pseudopauciseta, 2334 nucleotides long. RefSeq lists its product as uncharacterized. Bases 1 to 2334 code for a protein of 777 amino acids. The transcript has 2 exons. The record is from RefSeq and is a predicted model, not a curated record. Lineage: Eukaryota; Fungi; Ascomycota; Sordariomycetes; Sordariales; Podosporaceae.